Molecule: messenger RNA, 8262 nt
Organism: Formica exsecta
Lineage: Eukaryota; Metazoa; Arthropoda; Insecta; Hymenoptera; Formicidae
Gene: Nep3
Product: endothelin-converting enzyme homolog
Exons: 13
Coding region: 1626-3953 (775 amino acids)
Biological process (GO): protein processing
Cellular component (GO): plasma membrane
Molecular function (GO): metalloendopeptidase activity
Source: RefSeq, a predicted model, not a curated record
CGGGAUUCGCAAGGCAGGCGGGAGAAGCGGGUGUAGCAAAGGCGGUGAAGCAUCCCCCAUGAGAGAGAGAGAAAGAGGCUGCCGCCGCGAAAGAGCCGACUGCAGCAUAUUUUAGCGGCCACGCUGGCAGAAAACGACAAAAAAAUGUCAUAGUCGCGGUGACAGACGAAAAUACUUGAAAGUGUAAAAAAAAAUCACCGUCUUCUCCCCGCCUCGAUCUCUUCCAUCAACCCUCCUGUCAUCUGCCUUGUCCAUCGACCCUCAAUCGUUGCCUCCCCGACCCGUGUGUGUGCGUGCAUGUGUGUGUGUUCCACCCUCAAUGGUGAAUCAAUAAUUAAGGUGACAGUGCAGUGGUUGCGCGAUCGUGUGCCGGGUCAAGAUGUCGGUGAAGGUGAGUCCUUCGGACACGCAUCCGCAAAUGCGACGCGAGCGUGUGCAAUAAACAUUCCCGCUUUCCUGAUUCCGGCUGACGAAAUGGUUCUGAGUUGAGCCGAAGUCGAAUGUGAAACGUCUUUGUAUGUAUGUUCUGCUCGGAAAGCUCUCUUGUUAUGUAACGUUUAUGAUUACGAAUAACAUGCUUUGACAUAUCGCGAUAUUGUGGGAGAUAGUGUGACGAAUGCGAUGCCCGUAUCAUCUUCUUUGUACGACAUUUAUAAUUACGGUUUACCUCAUUGAUAAGCGUUAAUGACCGUAGGUCAUGGUUUGUUACAAACACACACACAUACGCACACAAACACACAUACACAAAUAUAUAUGUGUAAAUUAAAGCGCAGUAUUUGCGUAAAUAUACUUGGUUGCAUGCGAUUACGAUAUAUCAGUAUUUGACGCGACCUUGUUUUCAACUUUUGAUGCUCUCGCGCCUAAAUAUAUGCUACCUCCGCUUGUGUGUUGCAUUGCAAUGAUGUAUAAAUUUCCCCAAUGAAUUUUAUCAGCAAGAUUUCGAAAUUAGAUUUGUACAAUUUGAAAAUCAAAUUUUUGUAAUCGACAUAAUUUACUAUUAUGUGUAUCCUGAAAAGAAGGAAGAAAAAUCUCUUAUAACAAAAUUUUAUAAGUUUCUUGAUAAGGUCGCGCGCGCUUGUGUCUACAGAUUUAUAUAUUCUAAAACAUUAUCAAUUUUUCUUUCUCUUUAUGCAACGUUCUAAUUUAAUAGAAUAUUGACAUUUUUCUUUUUGUUUCACAUAUGUAUACGAUGCGAAACUUGAUCUGUGCUCCCUUUAGUUCCCGUAUAAUAUUCUACAUUGUGUCUGUACCGUAGCCGGCUGUGAAUUGUUGAUCUUGUUACGGUAUAAUGGUCUGUCGACUGUCGUGUCAAGCCGCAAAAUUUUUUAAUGGCGAUAACAGCGUCACAAGUGUCCGCUUCCUGCUAAAGCGAACACUUCGCCGAAGGCGAAGAUAUAGCGAGGGGCGCGUAUGUAGAUACGCGUGCGCGCGGCGCGUGCGUGUUCGGGGCGCGCGCUUUUUGGCGUGUCGCGCACGCACGCACGCACGCCGAUGCAGCGCGUGCAAGCCAAUUGCAGUUUGCUUGUUGCCACGGCGUCUGUACGUCUCGCGUGUUUCGCGUCUUGCAGCGUGCAAAUUCGCGAAAAUAAAACGGGGUGAAUGCGUAAUUAAAAGUGCUUGCGAAAAUGACGAGAUAUAAACAGGCUGAAUUUGAAGAUGAAGACAGUAGCAGCAUCGGCUCCGUCGCUCUAAACAGCGAAGGCAUUAGUACAUCCGCUACACAUAUAAGAUAUCAUACGGGUACAACGAUGUGGAAGGCGAGAAGUACUUUGGAGAGAUGCCUUCUCGUAAUUUGCGCUGCUUUAUCACUGACGAUCAUAGUAUUCACCAUCGUGAUUAGCAGCAAAAACGGUUGGGAUGAGGCACAGAUUCUACAUGUUACCUCCAACGCAGAAGAUGGCACAUAUUGCCUCACAGAACACUGUGUUACGGUGGCAGCGUCCAUAAUUAAUAGUAUAGAUUAUUCCGUCGACCCUUGUGAAGAUUUCUACGAAUAUGCUUGCGGAGGUUGGAGAAAGAAAAAUCCCAUUCCGGAUGGGAAAAGUGUUUGGGGCACGUUCGGCAAGCUGGAUCAGGAUAAUCAACUGGUCGUCAAAAACGUUCUCGAAAAACCGUUCAGCGAGAUGAAGUCGAAGGCUGAGAAGAAAGCGAAAUAUUAUUAUCUGUCCUGCAUGGACGGGAAUGAGACUAUCGAAACACUCGGAGCUAAGCCGAUGCUGGAACUGUUGGAAAAUAUCGGUGGCUGGAACAUCUCUGGCAAAUUCAACAUAAGCGCGUGGUCUCUACAAAACAGCAUGCAUGUCUUGCAAAACGUUUACAAUAUGGGCGGACUAUUCUCCUGGGCCGUGAACGAGGACGAUCGAAACAGUACUAGACACAUAAUCCAGAUUGAUCAAGGAGGCUUAACGCUACCGACUGCAGACAAUUAUCUCAACGUAACCGAGCAUGGCAAGGUUCUAACUGCCUACUUAGACUACAUGACAAAGAUCGGCGUGCUCUUAGGUGGUGAGGAGAACUCCACGAAGAAACAGAUGCAGGAUAUAAUCGAUUUCGAGACGAAACUUGCGAAAAUCACCAUACCGCCCGAGGAACGCAGGGACGAGGAGAAGCUCUACAAUCUGAUGUCAUUGAACGAAUUGCAACGUAACGCACCCUUCAUGUCGUGGGUGGAUUACUUUCAAAACGCUACGCGUCUCGUGAAUAAGAAGAUCAAUAGUAAAGCGAUGAUCGUAAAUUUUGCACCGGAAUACUUUGUGAAAUUGACGAAACUCGUGAAUGAGUACAAUAGCACGAUCGACGGGAAGAUAAAACUGAAUAACUAUCUGAUUUGGCAAACCGUAAGGUCCUUGACGGCGUGCUUGUCAAAGCCAUUCCGUGAAGCUUACAAGGGUUUGCGGAAAGCUUUGCUCGGCUCGGAAGGCCACGAGGAACAAUGGCGUUACUGCGUUAGCGAUGUUAAUAACGCCAUGGGUUUCGCUAUUGGCGCAAUGUUUGUCAGAGAAGUUUUCCACGGCAAGAGUAAACCUAUGGCGGAAGAAAUGAUCAAUGAAGUUCGCAAGGCGUUCACAAAAAAUUUGAAGAAUCUAAAUUGGAUGGACGCAGAGACGAGAAAGGCCGCAGAAGAGAAGGCGAAUGCUAUUACCGACAUGAUCGGCUUCCCGGAUUUCAUUCUACAACCCAGCGAACUCGACGAACGUUACAGAGAUCUGGCGAUCAAACAAAACGAAUACUUCCAAAAUAAUUUGCGCGUGAAUAAGUACAAUUUGCGUAAGAAUCUCGAGAAGCUCGAUCAGAUGGUGAAUAAGACCACUUGGAUAAUGACGCCGCCGACCGUGAACGCUUAUUAUACGCCUACCAAGAAUCAAAUCGUCUUCCCCGCCGGCAUUCUUCAGGGUCCGUUUUACGAUAUAGAGAACUCGAAUAGUUUGAACUUUGGCGGCAUAGGUGUAGUCAUGGGACACGAAUUAACGCACGCUUUUGAUGAUCAAGGUCGAGAAUACGAUUUACAUGGAAAUUUGCAUCAGUGGUGGAACAACGCUACGAUAGAGCGAUUUAAAAAUAGAACAGAAUGUUUUGUGGAACAGUAUGAUCAGUAUCAAGUACAAGGUCGAAAUGUAAAUGGCCGACAGACUUUAGGAGAGAAUAUCGCCGAUAAUGGGGGCCUUAAGGCAGCGUAUCACGCUUAUCUCUCGAUGCCUAACAACUACAAAGAUCAACUGCCGCUACCCGGUCUCAACCUGACGCAUCGUCAGCUAUUCUUCCUGAAUUUUGCACAGGUUUGGUGCUCCGCUAUAACGUCCGAGGCAAUGACUCUUCAGAUCGAGAAGGAUUCUCACAGUCCGCCGAGGUACAGGGUGAUAGGACCACUUUCAAACCUGAAAGAAUUUGCGAAGGAAUUCAACUGCCCUAAAGAUUCGAAGAUGAACCCGGUUUAUAAGUGCGAAGUGUGGUAACGCCUCGUAUUUUUCAGACUGAUUCAUUAAGAAUUCAAGUUCGGUUGAGCUUGAUUUCUAGCCCCGUGGUGUGGGACUGUCACAGCUUGUACGUGCCGUUGCGUAAUGAGGGGGGAUACAUACACGUCGCAAAACACUUGCUUCGAGCAUUGGACUGUGCAUUUUCCUUUACAUAUCACUGUUUAUCAUAUGUGAAAAUAGCUUAAAUUUUACAAUUUAUUAUUUUUUUUAAUAUGCAUGAUUUAAUGUUGCCACAAUUUUCAAACGUGCAUUGUCGAGUAUUGCCAAAAAACUGUCGACGUCUCCUUUCCGGGUGCACAUUCUUUGCCUAAUUUGAAAAAUAAUAUUUUUAUCAUUUAUUUUAGCAUUGUACUUAAAAACUAAGUAAAUAUUCAGGACGUGAAUGUAGUUCGAGAAACGAUUAUUUUACUGUCUCUUCCUAAAUAUUUGAAUCUUGAAAAAUUAAAAAGAAUUUAUAUAUUUAUAUCCCUCACACAGACGAGUUAAGGCUUAUAUGUGAGCUAGUUAGAUUGCGCGAAAUAUAUUACACACAUUUUUAAAAUAAUAGAAAUUCCAUCAGUUAAUAUUUUUCGUUAGAAAUCUGAAUCAUUCUCUUAAGUAAUACUAUUCGUAAAGCGGAUCGACAUUUUUUCGCAAUCACAAGACAACGCAAAAGGAGAGAUAAUUUUUAUAUCUAAUAUAUUAGAUUUUACAAGAGAAACCCAAACUUCAUUGACAAGAAUUAAUGAUUUAUAUACGCCGACUGUCUCUAAGAGGUACGUGCUCAGAAAUGAUCAGAGUUUUCUGUUUGUCGAAAGAACACACAGACACACACACACACACACACACGCAUACACACUAGAACCAUUUACAUGCAUUAUUCUUAACGUUGAGAUAUGUCGUGCGCGCGAUCAGCACCGCUUCUUUUAGCUAUAAUUUGUCGAGAUUAUCAAAAGUUCUUAAAAUCAAGCAAAAACUGCAAAAAUGUUUUCAAUAUACAGUACAAUAUACUGUCGUUUUUCACUUUUAUAGAUAAAAUCAAUAUUAUAAUCAUCAAUGGAUUUAAACAUAAAACGAUGGCUGAAAGCACUAAAGAAAUAAACGAGUAAUAGAUAAAAUAAUUGGAUCUUUAAAUUAGAAGAUAAGCAUUAUGGAAAAAUUGUAGGAUUAUAACUCGGUAAUUAAUAGUUCUUAAAUUUAUUUUUAAAUUAUUUUUAUACAUUCUAUUUAAUUUUUAUACAUGUAAAUUCAAUCAUCUGGGAUGCCUGAAUGUUUUACCAAUACAAGCAGUAUUCUUUACAAUGCAUUAACUAGUCUACGAUAUAAUUUAUAGUUUACAAACGUUAGAAAAUAAUAUAAGUAUUGUCUACAGGUAAAACAGUAACAAAAAUCUCGCAUGGUUUAAUUUAAUUUUUUUUAUACUACAGAGUUUUAUAAUUAUUGAUUAUAUUAUUGAUUAUAUGAUUUUUUAAUGUUAAUAACAACAUUACAAAAUUUAGACAUUAUUUUGCUCUUGAUGAUCUCGGCAAGCUAUGGCUGAAAGACAGCUGCGUACCAUAACAUUCACAGUCAAAAUCUACUAAUGUGUUUUAUAUAUAUAUAGGUUUAAGAAGUUUAUUUUAUAUAAAAAAUUACUUAUUCUGAUGAAACUAGCACGCGUGGGUGGAAUUCGGUCGUCGAGAUCGCGAUAACGCGACACGCUCGCGAGACGAUACACUAUUGCUGAUGUCAAGAGAAAUAUUUUUAAUUGUGCUUAAUUGUAUAUUUGUCGUGGCAUCCAGCGCAUAUUUGAUAUUCGAGCGAAUUAGAGGUUUUUGACUUUUCUAUCUAGCGGGAAAACUCUGCUAAAAAGAAUCGAUAAGAUUUAUUUUAUGAAAUUAUGAAUACUUAAUUCUUAAAAUUAUUUUUUCUCGGAAAAAGAAAGAUGGGUAUUAUAUUCUGCAAGAAAUAAGCGUUUCUAAUUCGGUGUUUAAAUAUUGUAUGAAGUUUUUUUUAUACAGAGAUAUAGGUGCUAUAUUGACAGUAAAAAUGCAAGAUGUUUGACUCUCAUGCUUAUAUAGAAUUGUCAGAACAUAAUUCUAUGUAUAUUUUCUUCUUGUAUUUCUUUUCGUGAAAGUUAUAUUGUUAUAUUAAUAUAUUGAAUAAUUACAUGCGGGAGAGCUUAUAACAUCUUAUUGAUAAAGGCUAAAAAGAGUUUGUAGAUAAUGCGAUUUCGAGAUUGAGAAGGCUUGUAUAUGUCUAUCAAUAGAUUUUUGUUUUUAAUGCUUAUCAACAUUAAUUUUAGCGUUCUAAUGAGUAAGAAACAUAAACUUUACCGUAAUCGGCCUGCAGCGAUUAAAACACAAAACUACAAAAAUGUUACAAUUGUAAUCUUUUCUUGCUAGACGAGAGCGCGAAGUCAAUAGCGAACAUAUCUUGGAAUGUCAUAGGCAAUAUGGGAAUUAUCGUCAAUUUAGCUAUUUUUUCUGUGGUAUAAAAAACAUGUGAAGAAUUUCGUGUAUCGUACUUUUUAAUACAAAACAGGCUUUAAGAGAUUAACACAUAUUAAUAUAAAUGAAAUUAACAAAAAUAAAAACUUGCGAUACAUACGAUACAUGAUAUGAGCCUUUCAGGAACCAAACUGUGUUCAAUUUUACUGUUCUGUUAAAGAAAUUUCUUAAAGAAAUUUACAAACAGUGGAGUUGAUCAUUGUAAUUUCCGAAAGACUCAUAUAUCAUUGCAAAAAAUAGAUAUGAAAGAAUCAAUAAGUUAUUUUCUGUGAGAUUUAUAUUUAUUUUUUACAGAGAUAUUAUAUUUAAAUUCUUUUAUACGAUAAAAAGAACUUAAAAUAAUAACUUGCUAAAUUACGUGAAACAAAAUAAUUUUAAUUGGCUUAGUUGCUGCAUCACUUUGAUAAUACGCCCGCGAUAAAAAAAUUCUAAUAGAGUUUUGUUCAAGAAUAAUAAUUAUAUAUAAUAAACGAUAAAUUAAAAAAAUAUAUAAAUGCGCACAAGAAAAAAUACAAGCUAUUAAUAAUUCACAAGGCACAGCAUCUUGCGACGUAUGUACCAUAAGUUUUAUUCUUGUUUAACUUCGAUUUUUUUCAGUUAUCACGAAAAUCUUUAAUUGCGCUGUAAACAUAACAAUAUUGCAAUUUGAGUGCAAUUGCAUACUUCAAAAGAAACGCUAAUCAAAAUUUGAUCCUUUUCAAACAUUUAAAAUAGAGAGAAAUACACAUACAUCCAUAUGUAGUCUUUUAUAGAAGAAAGAAAGCAAAAAUAUUAUAGAUAACGAGAAACAUCAUUGUACAUUGCGUAAGACACACUUAUUACUGACGCACGUAAUAAAUUUAUUUACGAUUUCAAGUUUGUAAUGAGACGUUUGUUUGAAGGAACGAAGAAACUACCGAUAAUUAGAUAAGUACGCUUAACUUUUUUUUUUAGAUUACACUACUGAACACCGAAGAAAUAUAUUAUUCUCGCGAGUGUUGUAACAAUAACUCUAAAAAAACUCACUGAUGCUGACAUAAUUUGAUAAAAUGAUUAAGUACGCAUUAUAAAGUCACAAUUAUUACUGUAUAAUUUCUUCAUUUUUUUGUACAUUGUUGUACAAAAAAUUUUUGUUCGGACAAAUAAAUAAAGAAUUUAGUUGUUGGGCUUUCAAAAAUAUCUCUUUUAGGAUAAAAAAUAAUCAAAUAUUAAUGUGCAUUUUUAUGCUCGAGAGAAUACGAUAUCUCACAAGAUGAGGAAAUUAUACGAUCCAUUGGGGAUAUAUCUAAGAUUAAAUUUAGGAUCCCUGUGUUAGGGUUAAAAACUCGUCAGGUUUGAAAAAACGACAAGAUAUGUAUAAUGCGGAAAUGGGAAAAUUUUAGAAAAUAUUAUGAGAUAUUCUAUCCGCGCAUUUUAUUCCUUGCCGGAAUCGCUCCAUUUCUCUCUCAUUUCCGCAUCCCCUUUAAAAAGUCAAAGUGGCGAAAUACCACGUAAGAAGAAGCCAAAUUUUCUCUAAUUACAGCGUAAGAUCCAUAUAGGCCUUAAAUAUUUGACGCCGAUGCAUCAUGCAUUUGUAAAUGUUCGUUGUUUAUAAUAAUUGUGAAUAACGAUUGUAACAAUGAGAGGAGUAUGUAUCGUCUUCGCGAUUACAUUGUUGCGCAUUGUGUUCGAAGAUAUUAUUUGUGUAUGGUUUUGUGUAACACAGAAAGCGCAUUGUUCAAUGACGAUGCUCGCGCCAUGAUUAUUUUUCUGUAUUGUACAUUAUGUACUAUAUAUAUAUGCUUACAUUAUUAAAUCAAAAUUGAAGAAAUAGAAAAAUUUAUCGCGCUUACCGUUAGAAU